AUGAAAGCGCCGUUGAAACGGUCUCCGCUACUGUUAGGCGCCCGAUAUUCGCUAGAAAUUCGACGAGCGCUUGCUGCUUUUGAUUCGGAGGAAGAAAAGGAGGAGGAACUUACAGCAGGAUUAGGUGCUUUGGACAUACGGGCAUAUAAUAUGCACCCUGAUGUGGGCAAUUUCCUUAGCGGAGAUAAUAAUACGGAAGAAAUUCCUCACUGUGGAGAUGCUGGAACAUUUAUAUUAGGUGCUGAGAAUAAACCAAAGAAAAUUGAAUAUCUUUCUUUUACCCCAGACAGUUUGAAUCAUAUCGGUCGGCAAACUGUUGCAGAGCUUCGAGAAAAGUACACGCAAACCGGCGAAAACUAUAAUCUCGCUUUUAAAAUGCUCAAUAGUGAUACGAAACUGGUCAAAACAGUAUUGCAUAGUCACGGAUUUACACAGUGUUCUCGCAAGAAUCCUUCGUUCAACAUUCUUUGGUGUGGAUCUUCAGUAAGAGCGACGCACAUGCGUACUAUUCAGCCUUGGCAGCGCAUCAACCAAUUCCCUCGUUCAACUGAACUUACCCGUAAGGACAAGCUCUAUGAUAAUCUAGCUCGAUCAGCUUCCAUAUUUGGUGAUGCGUACAGUUUUGUUCCUGAGUAUUUUGUGACUCCUCGGGAUGUUUCUUUACUUGAGACAGCUAUGGAGCAAUCAAUGUCCGACUUGACUUAUAUUGUCAAACCUGUAAGUUCGUCUCAAGGAAAGGGAAUCUUUUUUGCUAGCAAGACCCGGGAAAUUCCACAAAGCGAACCUUUAUUGGUUUCUCGAUACAUAGAGAACCCAUUGCUAAUUGAUGGACAUAAAUUUGAUCUCCGUAUAUAUGUAGCCGUAACUUCUUUCUAUCCACUUGUUGCUUAUGUCUACUCUGAGGGACUUACUAGGGUUGCAUCAGAGAAGUACUGUAGUGAAACAGACACUCAGGAUGCGUUCGUACAUUUAACGAACUAUUCAAUUAACAAGAAUAAUUCCCAUUUUGUUCGGAAUGAGAGUAUGGCUUGUGAAGAUUUUGGGCAUAAGUGGACAUUAGGAGCACUUUUGCGUCAUUUGGAGAAGAAGGGCAUUGAUGCCAAAAUGGUGAUGCUUCGAAUAGAAGAUAUCGUUGUGAAAAGCUUACUUUCCGUACAAAAUCGUAUCACAUCAGCAUGUCGCACCACGACUCCACACGUGGGAACAAAUUUUGAGCUGUUUGGAUUUGAUAUUCUUGUUGAUGACGACCUCAAGCCAUGGCUAUUGGAAGUUAUACUACGUUCACUGCUAUCUAGUGAUGCACCUUUGGAUUCUCUUGUGAAGAGUCGACUAAUAUGUGAUUUGUUCAAUCUGGCGUGUGUGCCGUUAGUGAAUAGGAAACUAGCUGGCAUACAAUUGAUUCGCCCAAGCAAAGAGGAAGAGUAUGAAUCCGACUACGUUGAGCCGGAGCCUGAAAAGACAAAAAAGAACAGCCCAUCGAAAAGAAAUUUUAAUGCAAAGCGUCGAAGGAUCGCUCGCUUAGCGUUCGCCCCAUCCCCUUAUGCUCCCGAUCCAAGUAUGCGGGCGAUUUGUAGGCGAACUAGGACAGAAAUGUCUAGACGAGGCGGAUUUGUGCGAAUCUUUCCAAGAGAGCACUCGUUGCAGCUUUAUAGAUGUGUUAUGGAGCGGAUUGGCUCAGAGAACCGUGAUGAACGUUUGUACUAUAAAGAAUUUGGAGUUGAAGAAGACGAGGAUAAUGAAGAAGAUGAGAAUAGCCUGUCAACGUUGUUCCAUGAUGCGAUGAUGAAUACAGGAAUGGACUAUGGAUUGCAGUAUCCUUCUCUGGAGUCUAUGCCACAGCAACUGCAACAAGUAUUACACGGUUGGCACAACGAAGCAUCUGCGUAUACUCAGCGAAUAACUAAGGAAGGCCAGAAAUAUGCAGUGCGUAAGUUCGUCUUUGUAGCAAAGUUACCAGUCGUUCGACCUUCUGCUCGUCUGCGCACGAAAAGCUGCUCGGAAUGGUAUGAGGUAAAGAAAGCCAUGCUGGCCGAAGCAAAACUUAAACUUCAACAAGAGCAGGAGGAAGGAAAGGAUAGAAAACAAAGAAAAUGCAAAACCGACACCAGUGAAUGUAUCGUAGUCGACCAUGAGCUUAUUCUAGGAUUGUAUUGA
Strongylus vulgaris is the source of this 2154-nucleotide messenger RNA. The record is from the annotation of a GenBank genome assembly. NCBI's taxonomy places the organism in Eukaryota, Metazoa, Nematoda, Chromadorea, Rhabditida, Strongylidae.